Molecule: messenger RNA, 2252 nt
Organism: Cygnus olor (mute swan)
Lineage: Eukaryota; Metazoa; Chordata; Aves; Anseriformes; Anatidae
Gene: IL1R2
Product: interleukin 1 receptor type 2
Exons: 10
Coding region: 1-1248 (415 amino acids)
Molecular function (GO): interleukin-1 binding; interleukin-1, type II, blocking receptor activity
Source: RefSeq, a predicted model, not a curated record
AUGGGAUACACAGAAGGUGCUUGCAGAUUUCAAGACACUUUCCCUCGGUCUUCUCCUUCCCGUUUCCUCUGGGAAAAAGUGCAUGGGCUCUUCUUUGUCCUGGUUACAUGCACAGUGGGUGCCUCUGCUUUCAGGCUCGAGCAAGGGAAAAGCACAGAAAACUGCCCAGAUCACAUCAUCUCUUUCCAUCACUACUAUGAACUUCAUGGAGAACCUGUGGUUCUGAAAUGCCCUUCCCCUAGAUACAAACAUCUGGAUUUUUCUUCCUUGUCCCGUAAUAUCACAUGGUACAAAAAUGAUUCAAAAACCAUGAUAUCAGGAAGAGAUGAAGAUCCAAGAAUCUGGGCAAAAGGAGAUGCACUCUGGUUUUUACCAGCAAGGCAAGAAGACUCAGGAGUGUAUGUCUGUACAAGAAGGAACAACUCCUACUGUGCUGAGGUGUCCAUCCACCUCACCGUUGUGGAGAAGACAGCUGCUCGGGACAUCGCUUAUAUGCAGGUCCUCUUCACUUUUACCUCUGGAAAGAUCAUUUGCCCUGACCUGUGGGAGUUUACAUCAAAUAUAACCAGUCUGGAGCUCAAGUGGUACAAGGAUGCCCUGCCUUUGGAAGACAACAGUGAAAAAUUCGUGUUUCUGAAAGGCUCGAAUUCCCUGAUCUUCACGUCUGUGUUACCAACAGACUCUGGCUACUACACCUGCAAGAUGUCUUUCCCCUAUGAAGGCGUAACGUACAAGAUCACCAGAACAAUCAAGCUGCAGACAGUCGAACAAGAAAAGAGAAUUACCCCGAUAAUCGUGUAUCCAACUCAAAAGACAACAUCAGCUGCUCUUGGCUCCAAGAUGACUCUCCCUUGUAAAGUAUUUGCUGGACCGAGCAGGCAUAUCUAUACUGACGUGGAAUGGUUAGCAAAUGACACCAUCAUUGAUGUGGUUUACAAGCAAAACAGAGUUACAGAGGGGGAACGACAAGAAACCAUAGAAAAUGGUGAGAACUUCAUUGAAGUGCCACUGAUUUUUGAAUCUGUUGAAGAAGUGGAUUUUUAUACAGACUUUAAGUGUCUGGCACAGAACAGAUAUGGCUCCCAAGUACUGCCAACAAGGGUCAAGCAGGAAGCUGUUGGCUUGUCCUGGUACACUGCAGUGAUUCCAGUUGCAUUGGCCUGCGUCAUCUUAGGGGCGAUAUGCAUGCACAAGUGCUGGAAGCAGAGAGCUGACAAAGGAUACACAAUAGCAAAGGACUUAUCAUAGCUGAUUUCCAGGCAGCUUGAGGGCUCUCCAGAGGAGACAACCAGCAAACAACAGUGGUUUCUCAGCUCUCAUCGUUGUAUCCUGGACAGCCUGUGGAUGCUGGAGAUGCGGACUUAUUUUCUGUAGUAGAGAGGAGCUAUCAGCUCAGGGGACACACAGAUGCCCUGCCUUUGACCACAGCUAUUAGUUUACCUGCUGAGUUUAAUCCUGUAAAAUGCCUGAGGAUACACUGUAGAGAAAGGUCAUAAAUUCACAUCUUCACAUCGUCAGAGCCUCGUUUGUGAAUGUUCCCUGUUAGGGAAGAAUAUAUAAGCAAAUCGUAUUCAUUUAUUUUUUUGUUUGUUUAAUCACACUGUUUGUUUAAGGCACAGUGUCACUUAGGAAAUGUGGAAUGCAUGGGUAAGAUGUGUGGAAGAGGGUGGUUUCCUACGGGGAGGGAUAUGAAGUGCUGCAAGGACACUCGGGGGCUGGAGAACCUGUGCAUGUAAAUAUUUCAGCUAAUGAAGGCGAAUGGGAUGAAAAACACAUAACCAAAAUUAAGUUGGCCGCUAAUCACUACACAGCAGUGGGGUCCUGGAAAGAGCUUCUCAGCAGGAGUAAUGGAGAGGAAAAGAAAUUACUUUUAACCUGGAGCUGGGUGCAGCUGUGAAGGGGAUUUGAUGUGUGUGGCAGCAGGGGGUCUGUUUGCAAGGCUGCAUCAUGUCCUGCAGCUUUGUGCUCUUUAUUUCCAUUGGGAAAAAACAAAAACAAAACAAAACAAACAAAAAAAACAGGCUGGAUUGCUGCAGAUACAAAAUCCCAUCUAAGAGUUUAAUUAUUAUGCAAUUAUUUCCUCAACUAAAUCUCCAGUGCCAAAUUUAUACAGCCCUUUCAAGCUUUUAAGGGCUGGAAGAUCAAAAGAAUUAAACAAUGCACACAGUUGCUGUAUGUCUUUGUAGUCAUGUCCAGAGUCCUAAUCUGCUUUAAACUCUUCUUGGCAAUGCCAGUUGCCUUGGAUAAAAGCC